Molecule: messenger RNA, 8415 nt
Organism: Paramuricea clavata
Lineage: Eukaryota; Metazoa; Cnidaria; Anthozoa; Malacalcyonacea; Plexauridae
Source: the annotation of a GenBank genome assembly
AUGGCUGGAAGUAUUAAAUACUUUAUUUUUUACGCAAUAAUCAAUCUUUCCUUGACUUGGAAUAAAGGCGCUUGCGAUGACAGCAUUUUGGGAUUAAAAGAAGAAAUAGGUAGCCUUCUUCAAGAGUUAAAGAAGUCAAACGAUUUUGUUAACGUAAUGAACAAGCAACUGGGUGCUCUAAGCCGUCAGGUAAUGCCGGCAAAUUGGGAUGUAUUUUUAUGCGCCGGAAAUUCGACUGUAUCUUAAUCUUUCAGUUGCUGUACGUGAGACUGGGCGCGCUUCAGACUAUGUUCGGAGCAAUUUUUUGUCGGAUUCAGGGGGGGGGGGGCGGGUUCAGACAUUCCAUGUGGUUUGUUUUAGCCGUUUUGUUUAGGUUGAAUGUAGUCCCAGGCUACAAUUCACACUGUAGCGGAUAGCUUCACGUGGUGACUUGAAAAAACACCUGUCCCGUACCUUUAAUGAACGAUAUUUUCAGAGGAAUUAUUGCAUCGGAGAGAUGUUGUUUGGCUCAGCUUUGUAUCGGAUAGGUGCUUUUUCGCGCCGCUACGCAAAGCUAUUAGAUAUACUGGAAUCAGAUGUAUCUUUUCGUGUUUCAGGUAAUGCUGCAGCAACUUUUUAUCGAGGAGAGGAUUCGCUCCGAGGGUCAGUCGGGCAUCAAGCAAAUACGAAACCGUGCCGGGGGUACAAAAUCGUACUACAGCAAUUCUCACGUGGGCAGGCGGAGUCUCGCCGCGAUUCACGACCAUUCCAAUAGUAUUCGUACCGUGGGGAUGGGAGAACUCAUCGCAGUUUUGAACGGGGUCGAAUUUCGUACACGACAUAACGACUACCGGCUGUACAUGCCUAGCCGUACAUCACGUGGCUAUCACGUGACCGAAGAAAUCCCGUUUCCCGAUGUACCACCGGAAGUGACGUCACGGAGCAAUGUUACGGAACAAGUUGAGGAAAUGGUACAGUGGUUCAAGGCUUGGAAAAGUGGGAAAUACGAAAAAAGGGACUAUAGGAAAUAUUUUAAACCAGUUUUGUGUUACCUCGAAGGCACGUGGACAAGAAGCACACGAAAUAUCGACGAACCGUUUAAAAGUGACCGCCAUUUUGUCGAUGCGAGCAGCUGGUUCGAUCUUCAGGAGAAGAUUCGUUUCACAUCUUACACAGGACGUAAAGACAAUUUGGAGAAUUUUGCCUACCUUCCCACCACAAUCAUGGAGACAGUCAAUGAAACGACGGCUGUCUUUGCUCAGUGGAAUUACCGUAUUUUAUGUCAUCCUUUGAAAACAUACAUACAUUGGAAUAGGUAGUUUAAACCACCUUUAUUUAUGCUGGAUAGCUGUGACAAUUCUAAACUGUUCUCCCAAAGGUCGAGUAAGAGCCAUCUGGUGUUACUACAGGCAGAAACUGGACUAAAUAGAUAGCUCUAUGAGUUAGGGAACUCCCUAGGCCAGGCUAAUCCAGUUCAAGUUGAAUGGUUACGCCGAAGACAGUCAACGGUUAUGAAUGGUUACGAGUUCGGGACCUCCCCAGGCCAGGGUCCACCUAAGGUUCAUGUGGUACUACAAGCAGUCCAGUGUUAAGGAAAGGUUUGUUGUGUUUGAUAAGCAAUGCUUCAAAUUCAAAUUCUUUCUAGGCUACGAAUGGUGGAUGAUCUAGGCUCCCGUCUGGUCUCACACCAUACUUACGAAGAACAGAUAAAAACCCGCGGGGCAAGAUUCCAAGUGAACCCACGAAACACUUACAAGUGGAAAGACCAACGUUACUAUUUCAAUUUCCUGGAUAGAUUAAUGAGCGAAAUCCCCGGUAAAGACAAUUACCCGGUCAAUCUUACAGACGAUGCUUUUGACCAGCGGGCGUACACCAUGAACCCACAAAAGAAAGGGCAAGUGUUGAAUGCUGGGUAUUAUCACCGCUGGUAUAAAGUGCUAGAGAAAGGCGCGAUGGGGGUACAAAAUCGACACCGUGGCUUCUCUGAUCCUAAUCUAUUUAUGGCCAGGACGACGCAAGAAAAAGUAGCAGGUAUGCUUAGGAUAUUGGAAUAUUCUACUCUUUUAAUGCAUGUAUACGAAAACGUCAUCUCAAUGUAGACAGCUGCAAAUUAUGCGGGUUUGGUUCAUCUCAGUGCACACAUGUAGAAACCUCACAACUUGUUAACAAGAUGCGUUCGCAACAGGCUUGUAGCAAGCUUGUCAACAAGUUGUAACAAUGAUGUUAUUUUAUCAAGUUGCUUGCAAGGUUGUCGCUCACAACGUGUUGACAAAUUGGUGAAUUGCAGGACGAUAACAAGUUGGUGGAACAACUUGUAACAAGUCUGUUGAGCUCAACAACCUUGUAGCAAUUUGCCAACAGGAAGUGCGAACACAUCCUGUUGACAAGUUGUUGAAACAUCAUUGCUACAAGUCUGUUGCAAGUUUGUUACAACUUGUGCGUUUUUACGUGUGUAGUUCACGCAAGUUCUAAUUCCACGAUUGAUUUUCCGCUGACCAUUCUAUGUUUCCUAAUUCAAGGUAUGAAACUGAACGUUUGCCGAGGAAAAAAGAAAGCUCGCCAAUGCGAAGAUUACUCGCAGAAAUGGAGCUAUGCCAUCCCAUUAGAAAUCAUUUAUCUUACACCGCUUAACAAAUGGAAUCCAUACAAUCUCACGUACAAGGGAAUCGCAGAAAGCGAUUUGGGAAAAACCGUGAAUGCUAAUGGCCGUAAUGGUGGUGUUAGAAAAGAAAAGGCAUUUAAUGGAACAAACAGUAAACAGUAUUAUAUCACACCCGAGGAAUUUUUCAGUGGAACUGAAAAUCAAAAAGAUGCCGCUGACACAACUCGUGCCUCUGUCGGGGUUUUAGACCCUACCGGAAAAGUGCGUCAUGUACGAGCUUCUGGUACACGAAUUUUUCUCCCCAAUAUACCGGGUGUUGGUAUUCUACGGCAAAGGUACCCUAUUUUUCCAAUACAUGCCGAAGGAAGCACGGUUUGGAAAGAGUUAGAAGCGACUCAAGAUUUCUUGAUGCAAUCCAAUACGCAUGCUCGGCUUUUCAGAGAGAAGCUUGCCACAGGAGAGGCCGGGAAAUCGACCCCGGAGAAAAAUACCGAUACAAUAUUUUGGACCGGUUCCUCAAGGAGACCGGAGAUUGUACCCAAUCACGUGCACGAGGUUACCUUGACGACCGACGAUAUUGCGUUACUAAAGAGCGGGAAGACCGUUUCCAAGACAACAAGCACGACAGAAGGACAUCAACAUGAAAUGAUGAUUGGUUGGAACAAGGAGCGAAAGUUGUUUUAUGUAGCAAGUUGUCAGGGAACACCUCCAAACGCAGGAAAAUGGCGAAUGUGUUACGAUAAGCAUACACUAUUCUUGAAAGAAGCACCAGAUCAAUAAACUCUUCACAAUUAAUGGAUUUUUUAUAAACUGAAUUGCAAUCUGAAAUAUUUUUUUUCAUUCCUUAAAUAUUCAAUGAAUUUGUCUGCUAGAAUCACCAAUAGACCGUUUGCACUCAUUCCCCAGGGACCAACUCAACAAAAGCCAUGGCGGCCAUGUUGGUGUUCCAGACAAAAGAGUCUAAUUAAAAUUCUUUUGAAUUGGAACACCAACAUGGCGACUGUGACGUCAUGUGCAAACGCUCUACAUGGCGAAACGUACUAAUAUUGUAUUUGUAUGAGUUAUGAAAAUGAGUCAGAACUGCAGUAUCUCAACACAUUUGUGCGAGUUUUUUGGGGAGAAUUUCUACCUAUCUUCAAGGGUACGUCGUCCCAUGCAUCGAUUUUUUUUUCGACAAAGCCUAUUUUUACUGGUUUACUAUUUUCAACUCAAGUUUAAUCUUUUGAUCCUAUUAAUUUCGUUUUGUCUUAUAUAUAUUUUUUCAAAUCAUCAGGGAAAAGGGUUUUGGAAAAUAACAUUUUUUCGACAAAAGAUUAAUUAAUUAGUUUGUAUAUUUAGCUGGCUUAGCGGCAAAGCAUGAUUAAAUAAAUCCUAAUUAAACCAAUGUUAUCUUUCUACUCUAUUUACAUUUUCACAUCAUCUAAUUUUCAUUUCGAUCUCAAAACCUGCAGCCUAAUACAAGCGCUUCAAUUUCAAAGGACGCCUAUACUAAACCUUCUCAUACAAGAAAGCUCAGAUAAAAUUUAGCUCCACAGACUGGCUUUACCACAUUUAGUUGCUAUUUCCAUAACUACCAACAAGCAAUUAGAAAAAUAUAAAUUUAUUAUUUUCAUGACAUGUAUAUGUUUGAAAUUGCAACAUUGCAAACUUUAAUUAAUUUAUGAACGAUCCAAUUAAACACACAUUUAAUUAAAUGGUAAAGUAAUUAGUGUCUAAAUGUUGUAAUAGCGAAUAAAAAGAUGAUCCGAAGUUAAUUUUAGUCAGUAUUACAUUGCAAGGCAGAGAAUACGUUUAAAUCAGUUGACAAAAAAGAAUCAUAAAGAUUUUUUUGGAGGUAAAGGACGAGGCAUUAUUUUUAUAUUAUUUAUAUAUGUAGGCUGUAACAUUUCUAUUCACUCAUAACUUCAAGAUGGCGGAAAAUAUUUUUAUAGCCUCUAGUUUAAUAGAAUAUUUUUAGUUUUGGUUUUGGUAUCCUUCUUUUAUGCUGGACCAGUCAGAAUUAAUGUCUUGCUAACCGAGAGUGAGGGCUGUAUGGGAAAAUAUCAAACCGAGGUCUUGCUGUUUUGAUCGAGUAAUAGCGAGGUUCGAAAAAAACUGAAAAACAUUUGCCCAAGCAGCCUCGUAGAGCAGUAAAAAUUAUACGGAAAAAUAAUUAAUGAGCUAUUCAAACUUGGCUUUAAUUCACCAACACAAAUUCUUGUCAUACAAUAAUAGCCAUUAAUGUAUCUCUAUUAAAGGAAGGACAGUUUAAAACUGAUAGUCAAGAGCUAUCCAGUAUAAAUAAGGUUAGUUAGUAACACUGGUUAAAUAAGACUUCGAGAGGUUGCCAACUACAGCCUGUUUCAUCCAAGAGGAAUCGUCAGGUGCAUGGCUUUAUAGUAAUCUUAAAACAGAUUAAGUAAUUAGUGCCCUACAAAAAAAUUUGUGUUGCCCACUCUGGCACUCUUCAAUGUGCUACAACCAAACCAUUCUUAACCAUUCUUGUCUUCCUAAAGCUUUUUCAGCAACGAUGAACCUCGGAACCCUUGCGCUUCUGUGCGCUACGAUGCUGGCGUCAAGUACUGCAUCCCUUAUCAAUUACGCUUAUGACGAUCCGGUGGCCGACAUUGCUGCGCUACGACAAGAAAUAGCUGCCCUCACCGACGAUUUAAAACAAUCUAAAGAAGAAUCCAAAAAAGUGAACACCAGACUCGGAGCAUUGACUCGUCAAAUGAUGCUGCAGCAACUUUUCGUUGAAGAACGGCUCCGAUCGGAGGGACAAUCCGGCGUAAAGCAGACGCGUAAUGGAGUAGGUGGAACAAAAUCCUACCAGCACAAUUCGCACGUUGGUAAACGCAUCGUCGCCAUCCACGAUCAUUCCAACAAUAUCAGAACAGUUGGCAUGGGCGAGUUUAUCGGAGUUUUGAACGGAGUCGAGUUUCGUACACGGCAUAAUGAUUACCGGCUAUAUAUGCCCAGUGGUAAUACAAGCGAGUAUCAUAAGACUGAAGAUAUACCGUUUCCAGAUAUCCCGCCGGCGGUGGCAUCAAAAGGAUCGGUCACAGAACAAGUUAAAGAAAUGGUCGAGUGGUUCAAGGUAUUAUCGCAAUUAAUUCUAAUUAGCUUAUAAUUAUAUCUGUUCUUUAAAGACGUCGGAUCUAAUACAAUUAAGUUAGGAACAUGAAGAGCACGCCUUAGAAGCGGUGCCUUUACCAAUUAGAAACCUUUUGUCGAUUGCAUCAGAAGCAUAAAACGUAUGUGUUAGAGAUGCGUUUUCCAGAUAAACAUAAUCCAUCCUUCAUUUUUGUCUAAACACAUUCAGGCUUGGAAGAAUGAAGACCACAGCGUACGAGAUUACAGAAAAUACUUUAGACCAGUGUUAUGCUAUUUGGAAGGAACCUGGACAAAAAAUUCGAAAAAUAUCGACGAACCGUUUGAAAGUGACCGCCAUUUUGUUGACGCAAGCAGUUGGUUCGACCUUCAGGAGAAGAUUCGUUUCACAUCUUACACAGGACGUAAAGACAACUUGGAGAAUUUUGCCUACCUCCCUACCACAAUCAUGGAGACAGUCAAUGAAACGACAGCUGUCUUUGCUCAGUGGAAUUACCGUAUUGUAUGUCAUCCUCUUAAAGACUAUCUCCCAGUUAACAGGUAAAGCAUUUUGCUUCUAUGCCCUUCUAAGAAUUGAGGCCAACAGACUCGCAACAAGUUGUUCCAACAUGUCUGAUAUUGUCUGCACAUAACAAGUUGCUAACACCAACCUCGUAGCAACUUUUUACGAACAGCCAGUAUUAGUCUUGCUGGAACAACAUGUAACAAGUCUGCUACCGUCAACAACCUUGUAACAAGGUGAUAUAACAACCUGUUUCAGACUUGUAACAACAACUGAGAACAAGCAGUGCGAACACAUCCUGAUAUCGACUUGACAACAACCUAAUUUGCAAAUCUGCAACAACUUACACGUUUUUUUUAUGUGUGUGGGUUAGUUAACAACAGAAUGGGACCAAAUAUAUAUCAAUAAAUAUCUUACUCCUGUUCAGGCUGCGUAUUGUAGAUGAUCUGGCAUCCAGGCUCACAUGGAAACGCACGGUCGAAGAACAACUGAAGACCCGCGCAGCCCGAUUUCAGGUUAACCCAAGGGACAGCAACGUUUGGCGGGAAAGUAUGGGAAGGUUUGGCUUUCUGGACAAACUCAUGAGUGAAAUCCCCGGUAAGGAUAAUUACCCGGCCAAUGUAGUGGACGGCGCCCUGGGCCAGGAAGCAUACUCGAUGGACCCCGAGAAAGAUGGCCAGAAAUUGAAUGCUGGGUACUAUCACCGCUGGUACAAAGUAAUGGAGAAAGGAGCGAUGGGGGUACAGACGCGACACCGUGGAUUCUCUGAUCCAAAUCUAUUUGUGGCGAUGACGAAACAGCCGACUGUUGCAGGUAUUUUUUGGGAGGGAGGGGUGGGGAAGCAGGGCCUUCGCUCAAAACGUCCAAGUUUCCAUUGUUUUUUUCAAGUAGUUGUAUGCCUAUCAAUCGGAAACUUUAUGAAGAAAGUACUCUUUAAUAAAUCCGUCCUUUUUACAACAGGCGUGAAAUUGAAUGUUUGCAAAGGGAAAGGCAAAAAGAAAAAAUGCACGAAAUACGAACAGAAAGUCUCGUACGCCAUACCACUAGAAAUUAUCUACCUCACACCCUUAAACAAAUGGAACCCACACAACCUCACUUACAAAGGAGACCAGAAAAGCGUCGAUGGUAAAACGGUCACUGCCAACGGCCGGAAUGGCGGAAAAACGAAAACGAAAGCUUAUGAUGGCGUCAACAGCAGGAUCUAUUACAUCACACCGAAUGAGUUUUUCGCGGGAACCGAAACGCACGUCGAUGCUGCUGACACAACGAAAGGCUCAGUAGGGGUUUUGGACCCCACCAAAGAAGUGCGCAUGGUCCGUGCAUCCGGUACCCGUAUCUUCUUGCCUAAUAUCCCAGGAGUUGGCAUUCUUAGACAAAGGUACAGAACACCUCUUUAAUACGAAAACCACUCUAAUACACACACCUCUCUAAUACGGAUACUUUUCAAUAUUUCUCUAAUACAAACAUCUUUCCAAUAUUGACACCUCUCUGAUACGGACACCUCUCUAAUACGGAACCUUUCUAAUACGGAAACAUCUUUAAUACGAACGCCUCUCUAAUACAAACACCACCCUAAUAUUGAUACCUCUCUAAUACGGACACCUCUCUAAUACGGAAACAUCUUUAAUACGGAAACAUCUUUAAUACGAACGCCUCUCUAAUACAAACACCACCCUAAUAUUGACAUCUCUCUAAUACGGACACCUCUAUUACAGACAUACGUGUUAGAGAGCUUCGGCAAGUCUUAAAAUGGUAUUUUAUUUCAAUAUUGCACAGAUACCCCAUCAUGCCAAUUCAUGUUGAAGGAAGCACGGCGUGGAAAGAGAUACAGGCUGUUGGAGAUUUCCUGAUGGAGUCGAACACGCAUGCGCGCCUUUUCCGCGAGAAAUUGUCAGGAGAAAAUGGUGGAAGCACCGACGGUGGCCCAACACCUACACCGGAAGUAAACGCCGAUAUAAAUUUACGAACCGGAGAUUCGCAAAUAAAACCGACGGUAGUUGCUCGUCAUCAUCAUGAAGUCCUGCUGGGCAAAGACAAUGUGACCAUGGUCAAAUCUGGUGGCAACGUUACCAUGGUUACGAGCGAAAACAACGGGCACCAGCACACGGUAACGAUCAAGUGGCAUAAAAAGAGAGGGUUCUAUAUAGCGCUCUGCGCCUCCACACCGCAGAUAACACGAGCCUUCGCUAACAAAUGCAGAGAUAGGCACCCAGCGAUCUUGACUGUGGUGACGAAUGAGUAA